AUGUCAGACAACCCCGCUGAGAGAUCCGAAGGCACUGCCGGGAAGCGCAAGGCCGAUGAGCCAAUCGCCCCAGAGGCAACCAAGCGCUCAGUCGGGUCGAGCUCAUCCACCAAGCCCGAGGAUCUGGAGGACGACAGUGAACAGGAGGAUGAUGACCUCGAUGAAGAUUUGGAUUUUCUGGAAACCUCCAACAUCAUUCACACAGGCCGCAGGACCCGCGGCGUCAAGAUCGACUACUCAAAAGUCUCACAGGAGGAUCUGGACGACGAUGAAGAGGACGACGAAGGAGAGGACGCUGUUGUUGCACCAGACGCCGUAGACGACGAGGAGGAGGAUGAUGAGGAUGACGAAGAGGAGGAGGAAGAUGCAGUGGAACAGGCUGAGGCUCAAAAGGGUGCAUCGGCAUCUUCAGGAGCGGCAGCAGCUGGUUUGUCUUCCUCCUCUUCUGGAUCUGGAUCUGGAUCUGGAUCAUCAGCAUCAGGAGCUGCCGACACGGAGUCCGUAUAA
This is a messenger RNA of Linnemannia hyalina, 507 nucleotides long. The record is from the annotation of a GenBank genome assembly. Lineage: Eukaryota; Fungi; Mortierellomycota; Mortierellomycetes; Mortierellales; Mortierellaceae.